Molecule: messenger RNA, 729 nt
Organism: Gregarina niphandrodes
Lineage: Eukaryota; Apicomplexa; Conoidasida; Eugregarinorida; Gregarinidae
Exons: 1
Coding region: 1-729 (242 amino acids)
Source: RefSeq, a predicted model, not a curated record
AUGCUGGUGAACCAUAGCAGUCUGCCACUCUGCAUUUGCAACGAAGCCAAACGUGCCAAACUCACACGCCCUAAACAAGACUGGGGCCACAUCUCCGGCACUGCCGCCAGCCUCUUGCGCCUCAACGCACCUGCCCUGGACAACCCCGCCCGCAGCGGUAGCGCAGCCGGCGACGCGGCCGCCCCCUCGCCCUCGUUCGUCUCCCGACUCUUCCGCUCGCGAUCUCUCGCUUCCGUCGAUUCCGAGGGCACCAACAACUCCGAGGCCUCGGGCGUGUGGCGGAGCCUCACCGCCGGGCUCAGUUCCGGUCUACAGGGUCUUGGUUCUAAUCCGACCGGUGCCCAGCCGUUGACCGUUCAGCGGUCGGGCGGGAUAGCGAGCUGCACCGAAAUCUACGCAGUACCUCCGCCGGACGUCGAGCUCGGGAUCCGCUACGAUACAGGCGAGGUGCUGUGCGAAACUGUCCAUGUGGAACCGUUCAAUCAAAUCCGAGAGGUGCUGACGCUUCGUACGGUGACCGCGCCGACGAAGUUGUUCGGUCGCCGCUGGCUGAACCGCAGUAUGCAGCUCCUAGUCACCGUCACCUUCCUCGGCAGUUACACCCACGUGGUCGUCGACGACUUCACCGCUGUGCAGCCGUCGGAAUCGAAUCUCGGCCCUGCGGCUACUGGGACCGCAGGUCCCCAGCCGUGGCUGGGGGCCGACAAAGCCUGUGGACCGAUACCUUAG